CAAUCCUCCUCCCUUCGCCAGAAAGGAAAUGAUUCCUCGUUCUUCCUCCUCCUACGACGACGAUUCACUGGUUAAUCUCCCCGCUGGUGACCACUCUAGUUCAGCUUCUCUUCGACCUGCGCCGACUUCGAAGAACUGUCAGCUCUCGACUCUUCGACGCCGGACAUACGGCGCCUGAAUCUCGCAUCAGCCUAUUUCUCAGGGUUCGAUUAUUUUGAGGUUGACAAUCGAGAUUGGCGUGAUCGAUCUGGUCAGUUGUCGGCCUUUGGAGACGAUAGUUCACAGGAAACCAGUCACGGCAAUGAGGAGCAGUAGAUAGACAAUCGCCAGGGCCAACUGAACUUUCAGAAAGAAUCUAUAAUGUCUGGUAACCAAAGGAUGGGGAAUCUUGCUGUUGACAAUCAUGUUAAGUACAUUUUAUCGGUUGAAAAGAGGAAAGAUGAUUUCGAGUCCGUGGUGAUGGAGCAUUUGAGAUUGAAUGGAGUGUACUGGGGACUGACCACCUUGGACCUCUUAGGAAAACUCGAUACUGUUGAUGCUGAUGAAGUUGUUACGUGGAUCAUGAAAUGCCAACACGAGUCGGGUGGUUUUGGCGGCAACAUCGGACAUGACCCACAUAUAUUGUAUACAAUCAGCGCGGUGCAGGUUUUGGCCCUUUUUAACAAGUUGCACGUUCUUGAUAUCGAAAAAGUUGCAAGCUAUAUUUCUGCUCUGCAAAAUGAGGACGGUUCUUUUUCUGGGGACAUAUGGGGUGAAGUUGAUACACGGUUCUCGUAUAUCGCUAUAUGCUGUCUUUCGAUACUACGCCGCUUGGAUUCAAUUAACGUGGAGAAGGCCGUUAACUACAUUGUGAGCUGCAAAAAUGUAGAUGGUGGAUUUGGUUGCACACCUGGUGGAGAAUCUCAUGCAGGGCAGAUAUUCUGUUGUGUGGGUGCUCUAGCUAUUACAGGGGCGCUACAUCACAUUGACAAGGACCUUCUUGGAUGGUGGUUAUGUGAAAGGCAAGUAAAAAAUGGAGGUCUGAAUGGGCGCCCUGAGAAACUUCCCGAUGUUUGCUACUCCUGGUGGGUGCUCUCUAGCUUGAUUAUGAUUGAUAGAGUUCACUGGAUUGACAAACAGAAGCUUGGAAAUUUCAUUUUAGAUUGUCAGGAUACAGAAAAUGGAGGAAUCUCGGAUAGACCAGAUGAUGCUGUUGAUGUAUAUCAUACUUUUUUUGGAGUAGCCGGACUUUCACUUCUUGAAUUCCCGGGUGUGAAGGCGAUAGAUCCAGCUUAUGCUUUGCCGGUUGAUGUUGUAAACAGAAUUUUCUUCGGCCGCUGAGAUGCUGGCUUUUCUGGACGCCUAUUGCCCCUCACACUAAUACAAAUCGCGAUUCAGGGACAUGUUUACGGUUGGCAGCUUCAUCGCAGUGUGAGAACAUCAUUAUUUACUCGUUUUGAAGUUCUCGUAUACUUGGUGCCGUUCAUCUUAUCCAAAGGGGAGCUGAUGAACCUAUAUGGAUUAUGAUAUAUAUAGCUGAUGACUAGAUUUUAUUGCCCAUGCUUCUUGUCGAGGGACCUGCUGAACUGUUAUGGAAAUAGACCGAAUCUGCUGACUGUUUCAUUUCCAUUCAAUGGCACCAAUUUCUUUUAAUUCCUGCUA
Molecule: messenger RNA, 1641 nt
Organism: Punica granatum (pomegranate)
Lineage: Eukaryota; Viridiplantae; Streptophyta; Magnoliopsida; Myrtales; Lythraceae
Source: RefSeq, a predicted model, not a curated record